Messenger RNA from Desarmillaria tabescens, 498 nucleotides. RefSeq lists its product as uncharacterized. The transcript has 3 exons. The record is from RefSeq and is a predicted model, not a curated record. Bases 1 to 498 code for a protein of 165 amino acids. NCBI's taxonomy places the organism in Eukaryota, Fungi, Basidiomycota, Agaricomycetes, Agaricales, Physalacriaceae.
AUGAUGUCCAGGUUCUAUGGUCUGGACUGGACGGACGUUUGUGAUUACUUGGGACUUGACAACGACAAAGGCGACGAGCAAUUCCGGAAGAAAUAUCUCACCUGCAUCAACCUCCCAGAGUCGGUUCAGGAAGAAAUGCACGACAUGAUCGGGCCCAGUGUGCAGACUAGUCUCCGUCCUGGCGGGAAGCUGGACUUGGCUUCAAUUAAAAAGCUAGUGCCACCUGGGAUUACUAUGCGAUAUAAAGUUGAUGGAAGUGAUGCCACCGUCCGCCUCCUCACCUUGGAGUUGAGGCCCAAAACUGGCGUAUCACAUCUUCACCCUCGAUUCGUUGACAUCGUGUUUCGAUAUCGGAACCAAAACGCUGAUAUCAGCGAUCUCGAGAUGCUUACUGAACGUUCCUGUUUGAAUAAUCCACCACAUCAAGCCAGGCCGACGACUGGACUGGCGCGCGCGAUGCUGUACAGGAAGUACAAGAAUUCCUGGCGACUGCCAUGA